Molecule: messenger RNA, 1215 nt
Organism: Oncorhynchus mykiss (rainbow trout)
Lineage: Eukaryota; Metazoa; Chordata; Actinopteri; Salmoniformes; Salmonidae
Product: troponin I, slow skeletal muscle
Biological process (GO): skeletal muscle contraction; cardiac muscle contraction
Cellular component (GO): troponin complex
Source: RefSeq, a predicted model, not a curated record
UGAAUGAGUAGGUGUUCUAAACUUCUAACUUUUGACCGGUAGUGUACAUCUAUCUUUUAAUUCUUAUAAUAAACCGUCCGGGUACAGUGUGAUCAUUAUUCAUUUCCAAGCGACAUGGCAUUGUACAGUUAGUUAUGUGACACGAAUCAAAUUCUCUGAAGUGCUCUUGGUUGUGUUCACCAAAUAUAAUGUAUCACUUACAUAGAUUUAUUUACACUCUCAAAUAACAUGUAGUAGAAUAUAAAGUAUCACCACCAAAACUCAAAUCAAGUUACUAUGUGUGGAAGGUCACACAUAAUAAGAAUGGUGAGGACAGAAGGUCUAUUUUGGUGAGCCACUCACAUGAGGUCCAGAAUCUAUAUAGUAACCCACUUUUCAUCCCUCCAGCCUCACAAAGACAACUAGUAACGUUACAGUAGCUUUUCUUCACCUGAAAGGAGACACAGAGAACCGCAACCAUGUCUGAAGCGCCGCCAAAACCAAAGUCGAAGAUCUCUGCAUCUCGCAGACUCUUCUUGAAGACCAAGCUGGUGAAGAAGGCCAUGGCUAUGUUGAUGGCUGAAAAGGAGCAGAAGGUGAUUGACAGAGAAAGCACACUGAGUGAACGAGUCCCAGGACUCAACCUCUCUGGGCUGUCUGUACAGGACCUGCAGACUCUUUGUAAAGAACUGCACCAGAAAAUUGAUGUUGUUGAUGAAGAGCGGUACGACAUCGCAAUGAAAGUCUCCAAAAGUGACGCAGAGAUUGAAAAUCUGACCAUGAAGAUCAUUGAGCUGAAGGGCAAGAAGCGACCUCAGCUGAAGAGGGUGAGAGUAUCAGCUGAAGCCAUGAUGGGGGCCCUGCUGGGAGCCAAGAUCAAAGAGUCUGUCGACUUCAAGGCCAACCUCAAGACUGUCAAGAAGGAAGAGGAGAAGAAAGAGGAAGUGACUGAUUGGCGUAAGAAUGUGGAUGCCAUGUCUGGCAUGGAGGGCAGAAAGAAGAUGUUCGCUGCUUCCUAAUAGCCACGGGUGGAACGAUGACAUCAUUAUGACUUCUCAGUGUUUUAACUUACAUUAUGACAGUCAAGGAACCGAGUUAGUUUGCAUGGUUUUACAUAGCUACAGAGUCUCUUGCGUUGUUAUGUGUACAUAUGUUUUGUGUGUGCACGCAAAUCACAUUUAUAUCAUAUGAUAAUUAUAGUCACUCAAUGGAAAAUAAUGUUUUAUCUUUAUGGAA